AUGGGAAGAAUGUUCGAGAUAGAACUCGAGGGACCCUUCUACACAUGCAUAAAGUGCCACACACAUCUCGGACUCCCCAAUGAUAUCAUCUCUAAGGAGAUUGAUCAGGUAACUGGGGGUUCUUACUGGGUUUUGAGGAACGAACUCCAUGGACCGGAAGGAAGCGAUGAUGAGUGUGUGAAUAGUUUCAUGAUUAGAUCACAUAUUCAUGAAAAAUCCGAGAGACAUGGACUGGUUGAGGGCAGAAGCUGGUACCAACAAGACAGGAAGCUCAACAGGGACCAGCGCCCCUCUGAGAACCACCCCCCACAAAGAAACAGAGACACCUAUGGGAAACACUUAUCACACCGUGACAACCAUAGUAGAAGGUUCCAACCCUAUGGGUCCAGCCGUUACUCAAGGGGAGCAGGAGGAACUAACUCACGGAGUACAAAUUAUAGAGAAGUGUACAGGCCUCUGCAGCCUCCGAUCAACCAAGCCCCUCCACCCCCGGCCUUACCAGUUCGAGACAGACUGUCUCCUAGAGAUACAGGAAGGAUUGACUCGAUCAGAGAAGAAUCUAGCUCCUGCAAAAGGACAACCCCUACCUCUGCAAAGGGGACUCCCUUGAAUGAGUCGAAACUAGACCAAACAACUGAAGCUCUGAACGCAGCAAGAGAGGAACUCAGAGUUACAAUGACCCAAUACAUCUCGUGUACUGAUCCAGCUGAAAGUGCAGCACGUAGGGAAAGAGUGAGACAGGCUGAGCAGAAUGGCAUAAUAGAAGACUCUGUUUCUCAGAUGGCGCGUGCAGCAUUAGCUCGGCAUCAAAGCCCGGAGACCUGUCUAAAUAGCCCAGACAGAACCCCAGCACUCCAUCGGCUAGGGUCUUUAAACCCCCAGGCACAAGAAACAGAAAAUAUUCUUACCGAGAGCCCAAAAAGAACUCCAGCUCUUCUUCGCCUAGGCCAAGCAAGUCCCCCUAACCAACUACCUAAUCCACCCACAGAAUCAGCUCCUGUUAGGCGUAAACCCGGUAGACCACCGGGCACAAGGAAAGGUGCUAGUAGCCCCAAAUCCUUGGUGGGCUCUAAUUCCCGAAAACGCAAGGUUCAGCAGACAAAACCUCCAACUUGCAAGCGCAAACUCUCAGUGAAAACGGGCAACGUCUUAGAGGCAGGGCCGUCCCGCCGGAAGAAUGGGGAUUCCCAAAAGAAGGGUAGACAGAGAUCAACCCCUUCUAACUCGGACAACCAGCCUAUCUGCAAUAUGAUACCAGCUACAACAAAGAGGAAGAAGGCGGAUUUUCGGAAUCCGUCAACUCCCGUUCCUUAA
This is a messenger RNA of Brassica rapa (field mustard), 1314 nucleotides long. RefSeq lists its product as uncharacterized. NCBI's taxonomy places the organism in Eukaryota, Viridiplantae, Streptophyta, Magnoliopsida, Brassicales, Brassicaceae. The record is from RefSeq and is a predicted model, not a curated record.